AUGGCUCCCGCAUCGCUACUAGACCUCGUGUCCGCGCUGCCCGCCACCGAGGCAUGGGGACCCGAUGUCUCGACCGAGACGAUGCUCGAUGGCAUUCCAUUCGCGCCAUACUCCAAGGGCGACAAACUAGGUCGCAUGGCCGACUGGACAGAGGGCAAGGACCGUGAGAGGGGCGGACGCCAGCAGUACGGCAACCGCAACUACCGAGACCAGCAGGUGUACGGUGCCAACCAGCAGACCAAUCCCUUCGCCAUCCAGGCCGCAGAGGAGGAGGCCACUUUCUCCGUCGUCGACAACACACGCACAUCAGCCCGGGGCCGCGGAUUCGGCCGAGGCGGCGGCACUGUCUUUGGCCGUGGACGAGGGCAGCGCGGUGGGCCAGCACAGCGCGGAGGGCGGGGCGCCUUCCAGCGUGUUGGUGGUGGCCGCGGUGGACAGCAGUACGACAACCGUGGCGGUGGCCGUGGCGGCCGGGGAGGACGUCGCUUUGGCCGGUGGGACGACAAGCCCCAGCGCAACCGUGAUGCGUCUGUUCAGGUCAAGCCUGACUGGAACGUCAUGGAGGAGAUUGACUUCUCUCGCCUGGGCAAGCUGAAUCUGGACACUGGCGACGGCGAGGACCUCGACAACUACGGAUUCCUAUACUACUACGACCGCAGCUACGACAAGCAGCCGGGCGCGAAGACCUCUGAGCGAAGACUCAACGUCCUCGAGCGCGCUGCCUACAGCGUCACAACCUCCAGCGACCCCAUCCUGCAGGAGCUUUCCGACAAGGACGAGGCGACUGUCUUCGCCACGGACAACGUCCUAUCCAUGCUCAUGUGCGCCACCAAGUCCGUCUACUCCUGGGAUCUCGUUUUCACUCGCAAGGGCAAGCAGGUCUUCAUCGACAAGCGCGACACCUCCAACCUCGACAUGGUCACUGUCAACGAAAAUGCCGCCGACGCGCCUCUCGAGAUUUCCGAGGGCAACAAGGACUCCAUCAACAGCCCUGGCGCACUUAUGGCCGAAGCCACCCACAUCAACAACAUCUUCCCUCUCCAAGUCGUUGUUGAGUCAGACACAAAUAAGGUCACCAUGCCCAACGAGCACCCAUUCUACAACGAGGAGGUCGAGAGCGACCCGCCAGCCUCCAAGUCAUACAAAUACCGCCGAUUCGAUCUUUCUCUGGAGAAGGACGACGAGCCACUUCAUUUGAUUGUCCGAACAGAGCUCGACGCAGUGAUCAAGAACAACAUCAACGGCGAGGACCAGUUCUUGACCAUCAAGGCUCUCAACGAGUUCGACAACAAGGCGCAGGGUGCCGGUGGCGCUCUGGACUGGAGGUCGAAGCUAGCCAGCCAAAGGGGUGCGGUCCUAGCCACCGAGAUGAAGAACAACUCCUGCAAGCUCGCCCGAUGGACUGUGCAGAGUAUCCUAGCCAAGGCCGAUACCAUGAAGCUUGGUUUCGUCUCCCGCACCAACCCAAAGAACAACAACGACCACGUCAUCCUCGGCGUCCUCACCAACAAGCCCCGCGAAUUCGCCUCCCAGAUGGCCCUCAACCUCAACAACGGAUGGGGCAUUGUCCGCACAAUCGUCGACAUGGUGCUCCGCAUGGACGAGGGCAAAUACGUCCUCGUCAAGGACCCCAAUAAGUCUCUGCUCCGCUUGUACUCGGUCCCCAUCAAUACGUUCGAGGAGGAUGACGUCGAGGAUAUGCAGGCCCCGGCCGAGGAUGAUGAGGAGUAA
Messenger RNA from Dothidotthia symphoricarpi CBS 119687, 1731 nucleotides. Its product is annotated as eukaryotic translation initiation factor 3 subunit D. Gene Ontology annotation, cellular component: cytoplasm; eukaryotic translation initiation factor 3 complex. The record is from RefSeq and is a predicted model, not a curated record. The coding region runs from base 1 to 1731 and encodes 576 amino acids. The transcript is spliced from 3 exons. Gene Ontology annotation, molecular function: translation initiation factor activity. Gene Ontology annotation, biological process: translational initiation. NCBI's taxonomy places the organism in Eukaryota, Fungi, Ascomycota, Dothideomycetes, Pleosporales, Dothidotthiaceae.